Eriocheir sinensis (Chinese mitten crab) is the source of this 1185-nucleotide messenger RNA. RefSeq lists its product as uncharacterized. Lineage: Eukaryota; Metazoa; Arthropoda; Malacostraca; Decapoda; Varunidae. The record is from RefSeq and is a predicted model, not a curated record. Bases 187 to 1185 code for a protein of 332 amino acids. The transcript is spliced from 3 exons.
AAGGCCCCGAGCACACUAGCCACUCUGUGGCACCACAAGUGGCCGCGCAAAGUGGCGGGCCAGAGCACACUAGCCACUUUUUAGAGCCACAAGUUGCGACCACAUGUGGCGACCACAUGUGGUUAUGUUUUGAAUACCCGGCCACAUUUGGUCGCCACAUCGAUAUCACUACAUCUCAGUUUCAGCAUGGACUCUGAGGAAGAGGCACUGUCACUGCUUAUACUUCUGCGACGUCGCCGCCGCCGUCGUCGGAGAGCGCUAUGGAUGCACCCAAUUACUGCUUCGAGAUUGACCCACGGACAGUUUUACAUGAUAAUGAGUGACUUAAGAGCAGAUGAUGAUAAAUUUUUUGACUACUUUAGGAUGACCCAGGAAAGUUUCAACGAACUCUUGGCCAUAAUUGGCCCCCACAUUCGCAAAGACAGUAUACACCUAAGGAAGAGCAUUCCAGCUGAGGAGAGACUUGCCAUGACAUUAAGGUUCUUAGCAACAGGGUGUUCCUCUUCUGAACUACAUUACACUUUCCGGUGUGGGAAGUCCACCGCUAGAGGGAUCGUGCAAGAAGUGUGCAAGGCGAUAAGGGAGUAUCUACACGACCUAUGUUUCCCAGAAUUAACAAAGCAAGAAUGGCUGAAAAUUGAAGAAGGCUUUCGUUGUGAAGCACACUUUCCAAACUGCAUAGGCGCCAUCGAUGGCAAGCAUGUGAGGCUCAUUAAACCAACGGGCAGUGCUUCUAACUACUUUUGUUACAAGAAGUAUUUUUCAAUGGUGUUGUUAGCUGUAUGUGACGCAAACUACAGGUUUACUUUUAUAGAUGUCGGUUCUUAUGGUAAAGCAUCAGACUCCUCAAUCUACAAAAACAGUAACCUCUACAAAAAAAUGCAGCAAAAUACACUGAACAUUCCUAGCGAUAAACCAGUGUCAACGAAUGGGGACCCACUUCCCUUCGUUUUCGUUGGCGACGAAGCUUUUGGCCUCUCUACUCACAUGCUACGCCCGUAUGGGGGAAAAAAUCUCCAACACAAAAAUAAAAUUUUUAAUUAUCGCUUAUCAAGAGCGAGGCGAUACAUCGAAAGUGCAUUUGGCAUUCUCACAAAUAAAUGGCGCAUAUUUCAUAGACCACUGGAUUUACAUGUUGAGAAUGCCGAAAACAUUAUCAGAAGAGUGUGGGGUUUCGUCUUUUGA